Molecule: messenger RNA, 687 nt
Organism: Lachancea thermotolerans CBS 6340
Lineage: Eukaryota; Fungi; Ascomycota; Saccharomycetes; Saccharomycetales; Saccharomycetaceae
Gene: SPC25
Product: kinetochore-associated Ndc80 complex subunit SPC25
Exons: 2
Coding region: 1-687 (228 amino acids)
Biological process (GO): chromosome segregation
Cellular component (GO): Ndc80 complex
Source: RefSeq, a predicted model, not a curated record
AUGCAAAUCGAGCACUUCGCAGAGCUUCGGCAUGAGAUGGAAAGCUUCCAGACUAAGCUAACAGCCGCUUUAGAAGAGCGCAAAUUGACACUCCUACGAGCUGUUGAAGGGUACUUACAGGAUGUGCAGCAGCUUGAAGCUAGACAGCAGGAAUCAAACAAUCGGCUCAAACAAUUGAAAAGCCAAGAGAGGGCACUCGAACAAGAAAUCGAAAUCUCAGAGAGAGAGAGGGACGAGACGAUUGCGAAAGCGGAGGUAUACAAGGCCAGGAAGCAGCAGAUUGAUAGCGAGAGAGCUGUACUUACAAGGGAUUCACAAGAGCUGCGAAAGCUGCUGCUACAAAAACAAGAUGAGAUCCAAAACAAGAGAAUAAUCCUACAGAAACAGCAGCAGAAAGACUCUCUAGAUGCAAAGGCAUAUGAAGAGCUCCUGGGCCUGAGGAUUGAAGCCCCGGAGCCUGAAAUCCUGAAGUUUAUCUUCAAUCGGGUGUCAGAGUUCGAGGAAAAUGCAUCGUGCGAGAUCGCAAUAGAUCUAUCUCAGGCGUCUUAUAAAAUAAUACAUUCUGCACCCCGCCUCGAGGCGGGAGCUGUUACCGAUCUGGAGCUCAAGCUGAGCUCUGACGGGGACCUGGGCUCCUUUCUGAAAGAGAGCAGAGCUCAGCUGAUCACAGAGUACUCACGUCAGUAA